AUGGUGUCAAAAUUCUCGUUGAUCAACUAUCAACAGACUGAUCCACGAAGACUUUUGACGCUCACUGAAAAAUUAUUCAACGACCAUGCAUUCGAGGCAUAUCUAACCCCUCAACAAUUGAUCGUGUUAGAGUAUAUACUCUCCAUCAAACUCCAAGAAAAGAAGUUUCAAAUAUGGAUAGAAUUGAUGAAUGGGAACGUAGAGUUAAGUGUCGUCAAUGUACCUUCUCAAACAGCACUAAGCAUUGAUCAAGAAACCACCGUAGAUGGUGGUAUUGUAUCGGAGAGGAACAGUUUGCAAGGUUUGAACUUGCCUGACACUGCUAACAGAAAUUUGGAAGAUGCAAAACAAGAGGCGACACUGGAUCCCGACAGUAUCGAAGCUGAAGAGGAUAUGUCACAGCUUGAUUUAGAUGACUUAAACCAACACAUAUCUGGGUCUGACUUCAUCGGCAACUUGUCGUUAAAAAUUCGUUAUGUUCUAUGGCAAUGUGCAGUUGAUGUCUUUGGAAAGGACAUUGCAGAUAUUGAUGACCUUGGAGAGGGGGAAAGAGGUGAACUGGAGUAUAUUCUUCCAAAUGAUGAUAGUGACGAUUUAUUUACCAAUGACAAGGUAGAAGAAGGGAAAAUAGACUCAACAUUGACCAAAACUGUUAAUGAGAGCGAGGACGAUAACUAUGAUGACGAUGAUGACUACGACACUGAAGAAAAGCCGCGGAUUGAAGGUUCUGAAAGCGAUCAAUUGGGAAACAUCGAGCUCGACGACGAUGUAGAGGUCGAAGUGGGUGAAUCUAAUAAACUGGUUUUGAAGAUGAAAAUAUCUAAAAACACUUUAAAAAGACUACGAUGCAACAAUUUUGAGGCGAUUAUGCACAAUUGGACCAAAAUAUACCACAGUUUUGAGAAUGACAGGGAGACCAUGUUGAAAAGGUUGAAGCUCGAGAAAAAUGAUGAGCUUUUAGAACCGCCCCAAAAGAAGCGUUCACACAAAGAGCUGACCGACACAGAGAGCACGCCGAACCAUCUAUUUGUGGAGAUACCGAACAAGCAUUCUGACCAAAUUGACGGUGAGAACAGCUCACCCUCCAAACAAGGAAAUAAGAGGCCCAAGCAGGAUGACCAGACUCCAUCGGUGAACUUAGGAAUUGCCAAUUUGUCGCUGAAGCAUCUGCUAGGAUCAAUCCAGGCAAACCGGUCAAAACUAAAUAUCACUGACUAUGAGUUGAAGCAUUUGAUAACUGAUGUGCGGAAGAAUAGGUCUAAAUGGACUUCCGAUGAUCGUAUCGGUCAAGAAGAGUUGUACGAAGCUUGCGAAAAGGUUGUUCUCGAGUUGAGAAAUUAUACCGAACACUCUACCCCUUUUCUGAAUAAAGUUAGCAAGAGAGAAGCUCCAAACUACCAUCAAAUCAUCAAAAAGUCUAUGGACUUAAACACAGUUCUCAAAAAGCUAAAGACCUUCCAAUAUGAGUCCAAACAAGAGUUUGUUGAUGAUAUUAUGUUGAUCUGGAAAAACUGUUUAACUUAUAACUCAGAUCCAUCACAUUUUUUGCGAGCACACGCAAUUGCAAUGCAGAAAAAGUCACUGCAGUUAAUACCGAUGAUACCCAAUAUUACUAUUAGAAGUAGGGCCGAUGUCGAAAAGGAAAUAGCAGAUAUGGAUAAGGACAAAGAUUAUGAAGACGAUGCCGCUGAAGAUGAAGAAAUAGCUGGCUCAGGUAGAAAGGGGUUGAACAUGGGCGCCCAUAAGCCUGCAGAAGAGAAGGUUGAAAAUAUUCCAAUGAAUGAUGAUAACCACUCUACAAAAGAAGACGAUUCCGCUCUUCCACAAGAUAAUCAUGAGCAUGAAGAUUCAGAUGCAGAUGCAGAUGCCUACGACAGCCAAACAGAACAUUUACAAGAAAAGUCGAAUGUGCACUCUGGAAAAGAACCUUUGAAUACUGAUAAUAUGACAAACGGAAAACCUGAAACUCUCGAAACUGCCGCGGCAGAACAUUCAGGUGAUAAUGUUGCAGAUAUUCAAACGAAAGAACAGAUGGACAAGGAUGUGGACAUGAACACAGAAGUGGAGAGCAAACGAGAAGGCGAGACAGAAAAAGAAGAAAUCGGAAAGGACGAAGACGAAGAUGAUGAUGAUGAUGAUGAUGAUGAGGGAGAAGAGGAAGAGGAGGAUGAUAUGGCAGAUUCUCAAUCCUAUUUUAUAGAAAAAGACGAUACAAGGGAUGACAUUGAGCUAUUACUAUGGAAGUCUGCAACUGCGAAAGUGAGGGCAGAGAUAUGUUUGAGAAGAAGCGGGUUUUUUAAAGAAGGAAAAAUAAAUAAGCUAUCCACAGCGUUACUAAAGAACCCUCAGAUGAUGAAGCCCUUUGAACAACUUUUUCAGGAAUACAAAGAACAGAAAGCUGCUGAGUCCUAUAGACAGAAAAUAGAGCAAGAAUCUGUUAUGAAAAACGGUUUUGGCACUGUACUGAAAAAUGAGGAAGAAGAGCAAAUUGUACCACGUUCUGACGAUACCCCGUUUAUGGAAAAGAUAUUCAAUGAUAUUGAGGCCGAGAACUCCAUGUUUCUACAGGAAUAUGAUAGUGUGAAUGGCCUUCCUGAAAUAGCCUAUCAUGGUAUAAAUCCGGAAACGGUGGAAAAGGAAGAAAACGAUUAUGUGGAUCAUUUACUGGAAACCGGGGAAACACACCAGAGUCCAUUUUUAAGGAACAAAAACCGAGGCAUGAAUCCGAAAAUAAAUGCCAAUAUCCAACUGAUUCAACAAAUAAGACACAUAUGUCAUAAAAUAUCCCUGAUAAGAAUGCUACAAAACCCUCAAUACCUGAACAACAGUAAAAGUUCUGCUAAUUCUACAGCAAUCAUAAACCACAGGUUUGCCUAUCAAGAUAUUAAUGAUUCGUUGGACUUAGAUCCGGUCUCUCAACUCAAUUCACGCGACAAUAAGAACAACAGGGAGUUGAUCUGGAGGAUCAUGCAUAAGAAUGUUUCCAAAAUAUCCAUGACCAACGGGUUUGAAACAACCCAGCCGUCUGCUAUAAACAUGCUAACUGAAAUCGCGGGCGAUUAUCUGUCUAAUUUACUCAGGACUAUUAAAGUUCACCAAGAGUCAACAACGCUGAACAAACUGGAGAUGCCAGAAAUAUUGAAUCUGACACUUCUAGAAAACGGAAUCGCGCGUCCAGACUCAUUGUAUUCGUAUAUGGAGGCCGAAUUUGUGAAAAAGAGCAAGAAGUUGAACGACGUUAAGACAAAACUUGAAAAUUUCCUGAAGGCCCUACUUCGCCCCACUUUGCAAGAACUAUCUGAGAGAAACUUUGAAGAUGAGAGUGAAAAUUUCGUGACUGGUAACUUUGCAAACGAACUAACAGGGGAAGAUUUUUUUGGAUUUAAAGAGCUGGGCCUUGAAAAGGAAUUUGGGGUUUUAAGUUCUUCUGUGCCACUACAACUGUUAACUUCUCACUUUCAAGCUGCUGAUGGUGAAAAGGCUGAGCAGGUGAAGAAAAUACAGACGGAAGAAGUAGACUCUGUUGCAUAUUCAAAGAUAUCGAAAGGCUCGCUGGAGUCAGGGAAUUUCUGUGCUGCUCUACUGCCGUUCUUAAGACAAAUGUAUGAACGGUCCAAGAACUAUACACUAAAACCACCCAAAGGAUCUACCCAAGAAACGAGCACUCACAUUGAGAACCCUGACUUGGAAUCGUAUAUGCUUUUGGAAGACGAUGAAAUGAUUUCCAAAACAAAGGGUUCGAGGUUGAGAUUACCACCAACCGGAAAAAUUAGCACGGCGUACAAGAAGAGACCGAUCAACGAUGCCUUCUUUAUUCCUGAUACUCCUAAAAAAUCUGAGCCGGAGGAUGGUCCUACACCAGUGGAAGUGAAGCUGGACGAACCCAGUCAAGUUUCCGAAAACUCGUUACUCUUAGGAACACCAACCACUAUUCUCAGUCCAACUUAG
Molecule: messenger RNA, 3948 nt
Organism: Huiozyma naganishii CBS 8797
Lineage: Eukaryota; Fungi; Ascomycota; Saccharomycetes; Saccharomycetales; Saccharomycetaceae
Gene: SPT7
Product: SAGA histone acetyltransferase complex subunit SPT7
Exons: 1
Coding region: 1-3948 (1315 amino acids)
Biological process (GO): regulation of transcription by RNA polymerase II
Cellular component (GO): SLIK (SAGA-like) complex; SAGA complex
Molecular function (GO): protein heterodimerization activity; structural molecule activity
Source: RefSeq, a predicted model, not a curated record